GGACAUUUUGGCUCUGCUGUGGAAGAGACAGGAGAGAGCGGCGAAGAGGGCGCCGGAGCAGGAGCGCCGGCCUCGCCUGGCCCCAGCGCCUCGAACGUCUCGCCCGCCUGCCUCAAAUCCUAAGGCCCCGUCAUGUCUGACACGCUUGGCGGCGGCGGCGACGCCCGUUCUGACGAGACGGGCGAAGAGAAACAGGAUUCGCAGGAGAAGGAAGCGGUCAUCCCCGAGAGAGCGGAGGAGGCAAAACUAAAAGCCAAAUACCCCAGUUUAGGACUCCAGAAACCCGGCGGCUCCGACUUCCUAAUGAAAAGACUCCAGAAGGGGCAAAAGUACUUCGACUCCGGGGAUUACAACAUGGCAAAGGCCAAGAUCAAGAACAAGCAGCUGCCAACUGCAGGGACCGACAAUAACUUGGUGACGGGAGACCACAUCCCGACGCCGCAAGAUCUCCCCCAGAGGAAAUCCUCCCUCGUGACCAGCAAGCUGGCAGGGUAACCUGCGCUCCUCCGCCACCUGAUGAGUUUUUUUUUCGUUUUUUUUCCUUUUGGGGUUUUUUUGAUUUAUUUUUAUUAUGUAUCAUUAUUAUUUUUUUGGUCUGAUGGAUUGAACUUUGCUGUAUCAUAAGGCUGGGAUAAUGCAGGACUCGUUUUAGCCGUCGGAAAUAUUUAUACAAAUCCCAAACCAGGA
Messenger RNA from Lacerta agilis (Sand lizard), 687 nucleotides. It is a transcript of the gene ENSA, whose product is annotated as endosulfine alpha. The record is from RefSeq and is a predicted model, not a curated record. NCBI's taxonomy places the organism in Eukaryota, Metazoa, Chordata, Lepidosauria, Squamata, Lacertidae. Gene Ontology annotation, molecular function: protein phosphatase inhibitor activity. The transcript is spliced from 3 exons. Gene Ontology annotation, cellular component: cytoplasm. The coding region runs from base 133 to 495 and encodes 120 amino acids.